UGAAAUGUAGGAGACCCAGUGGGCAGAGAGUCACAGGGAAGGAAGACAAAGAGGAAGAAGGGAAGAGGAGGAGAGUGGUGAGCUGAGAGCCAGGCCUAGACGAGGGGUGUUCAGCCCACAAUCUGAGAUACUACCAAUAAGUGAGAAUGUUUUUAAAAAAACGUCCUGCUCUUCAAAAUAACGUGCAAAGAGAAUGCAAUGGUGAGGCCACAACAAAUACAUACUUACAUUAUUUACGAGGUUGAAAAAACUAGGCUGAUCUGCCAAGUGUCACCACAAAAUCCAAGACAGUCUUAAUAUUCUAAAAUAAUGUGAUAAAGACAUAGAAAACAAAUCCUCAAGAUCCUUUCACAUGAAGACAUAAAAAGGAGCAACAAAAUGUUGUCAAAACAAAUAACAGAGCAAAUGGCAGUGCAAGCUACAAGCAGAAACAUACACAACUUGCACAGAGCCAUGGGAGCCAAGAUGGUCUCUUUAGACAUUUGGGAACACACAGCAACCAGAGAAGAGUCAUCUUCAUUUUUAACAGGGUCCUCACUAUAAUCAACUAGUCUACAAACUACCAAUUCUAAAAGAUAAAGCCUUCGGGCAGCCUCAAGCACUAUUUUAAAACUAAAAUAACCAUAAAGAUGGAGGAAAUAAUGCACUGAUUGUGCUCAUAGCCGAUACUAUUAAUUUCCCACGACUGAGUUGGAAGAAAAACAUUAUUUUAAGAUUAAGUCAAUCACUUUAAAUUUGUGGGACUGGAACAGGUAACUAUCUUAAUCUUACCCUGAACUUUAAUUAUUUUCAAGGUUGAAGAGAAAGCAAAUGAGAAAAGACGCUGCUGUUUUUUUAAAACUCAGAACCUUAACUUUUCAUUGGAAUUAAGUCCGCGGCGUUUUAAACACAAUGACUGGGCAGUAUCCCUGACAACUGAAUUAAGAGCCACUGGGAGGGGCCUGGCCCUCAGGGCUUUUCUAAAGCUAGAUAUGCUCACGUGUGGGCAGGGGUGAGAGACGCAGGUCUGGAGAACUACUUCCCACAAAGGUUUGGUAUUGUUAUUACUUCUCAAAUAUUCAGUCAAACUACUGAUUCUUUGAGAAGAAAAAGAAAAGCUUGUCUUGACUAUCCAGAGUAUCCUCACUAAGAAAAACACACUAAGGGAAUCACAUGUAAUUUUUUCUUAAAAACAGAUAAAUAAAAACAUUUUAAAGAAAACAGAUGGGACUGCUAAGUCACUGGCCAGCUACUCUGCAGUCCCUCAUGGACUUGCCAUGAGUGAGAAGCACAUGUUUAUAUGUAAAGCUACAGAGAUGUCAGAGUUCAUCUGCUUCCACAGCUUAAUCCAGACUACCACUGACAGGAACGACUCAUUAUAAUGAGACCUAAAAAUACAUUCUGUUCUAAAUGGGGGCAGGGCAGGGCUGAGUGUAUAAGGGUUUCAAAAAUCACAAUAUUCUGGGCCUGAAUCCCACAUUCCUGCUACUUACUCAUAUUAUGGACCUUAGUCAAGUUAUUUAACUUCUCUGGAGCUUAGUUUUCUCACCUGUAAAAUUAGGAUUUCUGUUAUCUCAUAGGCUUGUUUUAAGAAUUAAAUACCUCAACAGUACUUAGCAUAUAGGAAGCAGUUUAUAAAUGGUAGAUAUUAUUAUUACAUCAAGAUUAUAAAACUAGAGUUGCAAAAUUACUUAAAAUGACAGUCUCUUAAAAAAGGACAAAAUUAUGCUUUUAAUCAUGUAAAGGUAAUGUAUUAUUGUUAUUUUAUAUACUCAAAAUCAGCUUCUGAAUUCAUUCAACAAAUAUUUAUCAUACUUCUCCAAUAAGCCAAGCACCAUUCCUGGCACAGGAGAAUUGGCAAUUACCAAGACAGAAAUCCUUGCCCUUGUGCCGUUUACAUUCUAGAGGUCUUCAGCCAGAGUAAGCAGUAGAGGGGCUCAGAUGGUAGGAUACUUGAUUUAUUCUGAAGUUUAGAAACAAAAGGAUUGGUUGAUUGAAUGGCUCUUGGGUAUGGAAUCAAGGAUGUUUUUAAGAUCCAGGGUCUACCAAUGGCAGGAUGAGUUUGCCGUUAAUGGACACUGGGAAACUGGGGAGAACUGGUGUGGGGAAAGUCAAGAGCUCAGUUCUGUCCCUGAUAGGUCUGAGAUGUCUAUCAGUGAUAUCACAUUGGCAGCUUGGACAUAUUCGGUUGGAUGUUUAAAAUUUUACAACUGUAAGAUGCUACGGAAAAGCCCGAACGAACAUUUUGGCCAGCCCAAUACAAAACUUGGGUGUUUAGGGGGGAGGGCUGGAGAAGAGACGUAAACUAAGGUAAAGAUAAACGAAGAGUUAUCUAGGGAAGUCUCUGGACUUAAAAGAUUUAAUUCUCUUUAAUAUCGCUUUAAUUGGAAGUAGAUAAUAAUGUCAAUGAAUUAUAUUUCUCUAUACACCUCUACUUUCUAGCUCCUUUCUUAUACAAGAAAUUCUGCCUUGGGUUAAAAGCCUGUAGUUAAUAAAAGUUCUUUGCAUUUCAGAAGUUUGCCUUUUUAAAACAGGCAAACUAAUACAAACUUAUCUUCUAAUACAUUAGAAGUUUGUAUUCUUCUCAUACAAACUUCUAAUGUAUUAGAAGAUAAGUGUUCUCAUCAAGGCAGAAAAAUAAUCAAAAAGGUUUUGAAAAUAGCAAUGUACAUUAAAGCAUGCUUAACCCAUUUAUCCUCAGCAAGCUGCAUUAUGCUGGAGGUCAGAGCUGGGAGCAGACUGGUCCCUCCACCAGCCACCAGUCAGCCUCAGCACAGCUCAAAAAAAUGAGAUGGGGAACCCGGUAUUUAUCUCCUGGCACCACCAGCAGUUUUCCCACUCGGGUUUCUAGUUGCUCUUCAUUUGCUACUUGCAAGUUAACCUGUUGGAGCUUUGGCGCUAAUAUUCAGAAGCUGUGAACUGAGCCUCAGGUAUGUGGCUCCUCUUCACCAUGUCUUACUGGGGUUCAUCUGAAGACAACUGACAGAAGACAGUUAAGUCACUGAAGGCUACUGACAAAAGGUAUGGAAAACGAGAAGCUUCCACAAUGCUUCAGGACCUAAAUAUAGAUCUUCAAGUAUAACUCGGUUUGAACUGUACAUUGUAAAUCUGUUUCUAAAUACUAGAUUUGAUAUAAAUAAAUCUUGUCUGGAAAACUGAUUUUACAUUUUAACGAAAUCCAGUUCAGAAUUUCUUUGGGAAAUAGCUCAUAAAUUUAACACUAUAGGUUCUGUUCUACACGCAACAGAUUUUGGAACCACGAGAGAGUUCUCAUUUACAACUGUUUUCCAUGCUUACUUUCACAGCAUUUCACCACCAUCACCACCACCACCACCACCACCGAAACAAAGUAUGCCUUUAUUCUCUACGAGACAGAAAUCUGAGAGAACAGGCCACAAACUGUACCAUGCUUGUGGCUGGAGGGGGAAAAAAAAAAAAAAAAAAGAUUUCACAGCAAUAUAGCUAAGAUGCCAGUAUAUUUUUAUAAAGGGAAAAGAGUGAUCUUCAUUUUGGAGAACGAAUUCUUUCUGCAUAAGUUCUCCAUGCAGAAGAAAGCACUUAGAGUCCAACAAUCAAUAGUAAGUGAGCACUAUGCUAAGUGAAUGCAGUGUCAUUGUUCACGCUGAUUUUGGCCAUCUGUAAUUUAUCACUGACAGCACUUGUUAAGUAAGAUGAACAAGCUGUCUCCAAGUCUGAAUUACACUGGAAUUUAUAAAAGGUAUUGGUUAAUGGCAAGAAAAGAGUUAUAACUGGGAAGCUGAGCAGAGACUGAUCAACACACAAAGGUUACUCAACCAAAGGAAAAAAAAAGGAAGGAGAUGCUCGUGGGGAAUGCUAACGGCAGUCUUGCUCUUGAAGAACGCCUUAAGCCGAAAAUGGUCCGGGAAGGCAGUAAUUGAGUGAGCUGGCUGGAGUCUGAAAUGCUAAAACCCAAACCUGAAAACAGCUAUUAUGAAACUAUAAACACGUGCUUCAUUUUUUUUUUCUAGAAACUAACUUUCGUUCUAUUUUGGUCUCAGAUAUGAAAAGAAAUUUGGAAAACAGAAAAAGAAUGAACUGUAGGAUGGCAGGCAAAGCCAAGGCACUUUGAUGCCUAUAGUGCAACUGACUCUAAGAAUUCAAAAUCUCAGGGAAAUCUCCUGAAACUAUAGAAUUUACAUUUUAAGAUUAUGAACAAAAAUAGAACAAUGGAAUUCAGAUAGCCCAGGAUUUAACCUCUUAGGGAAUCAAUGUUAUAACUACAUUAAACUAUACAACUGUAUUAAAAGUAACACAGGCAUGGAUUCACAUUACUGCAGGUAUUUCACAAAAGCCAGGCAUCAACCUCCUUGGUGAGUCUCUGAAGCUACACCAUUUGCUCAUUUGCUCUAUUAAUUCCCACUGGAGUCUUUUUUUUUCUGUGUGAGAAAGGGAGUGAGUGAGGGGAUGGUUAACGGAGCUUUGUCUCUAGAUGUAGCAUUCUCCCUGCUUCCCACAGGAAGGACACAGGAGGAUUUCACCCGGAAUUACUGUGGUAAAGGGGGACAAGGGUGCAGGGUGCAGUGAGGUGGGAAGAGGUGGGGAAGUGGGCACUGCCGAUCUUGCCGCUGAGGUCUGUGUGGUAUGGGGUGAUCUACUACCUAAGUGUCCUAAUCUGAAACAACGCUGAUGGCCAAGAUUACAUCUAUGGUUUCUUUCAGCUCUAAGUUCCUAUGAAAACAAAUGAAAUCGGCCUAAGGAAGGAAGAGAAAAAAAAAUCCAGAUGUCACUAAAUAUCAAUUGUCACGUGACAAUAUAAAUUUUAGAAAUACUAAUAACAAUGUCAAUUGUAAUUUACUGAGUACUUUCUAUGGGUUAGACAUUGUUCUACACCCUUUAAAAUUCUUUCAUGUAUAUAACUCCAUGAUAUAGAUACUAUAAUCCUCCCUGCUUUCCAGAAGAGAAUACUGAGGCACAGAGAGGUUCUGGAAAGCCAAGAUUUGACCCAAGUGCUUUAGAUUCAGAGCUCGUACUGCCUUUUGUGACAAAUAUAUGAAUCAUGAUAGAGCCAUUCUAAUACAUCACUCAAAAAUUAAUUCAGAAACACAAAAAGGUCAAUAUUGCUGUAUUUCAGAAACCAUUAUAUUUUCCUCAAAGAAGGCAGUAAGUAUUGCCUGAUUAAAACACAGCAUGUCACAAAGGAAGUGCUAUCUUUUCCCUCUUAUUAAACGGGAGGGAGGGAGGGAAGGAAGGGAGGAAGGAAAAAAGUGUAAAUUAAUUUUGAAUCUCUCUCAUACAAAUAAUGAUGUGGUUACUUCUGGUAUGUAUUUGCAAGAUUCAAUGUCACGACUUCUGAAUCGUUUUGAAUAACCGGUUUUGCAGCAGACUACUUCAUUUGGGUCAGGGAACGAUUCUGGUCCCAACUAGAAAGGAUCUCACACAUUCUCCUAAGCAAAAGACAGUGGCUUAAUUGUUUCAGUUUUGAGUAACCUGUACCUGAAGGGAAACAACUGCUCACCUAGAUAAGGAUUUUGCAAGCUGGAAAUUAGAGAUAAUCAUGCCAGUGACUUUGAUUUCUUUUACUACUUUCUUUUCCUUCUUAAACAAUUCACCUGGGCUAUGUGAAUGACACAUGGAGAGUGUUUGAUACAUUUUUUAAAAUAAAAUCAUUUUUUGAACGCUUCAAACUUUUCUAAUAUAUAUUUAUAAAUCAUUUUUAACAGGUGGGUUUAAACUAUUCUUCCUUAUUACCUAUAGAGUAUUUUAACUAGAAAUAAGUUUUUAAAACCUGUAAUACUAUUAAAAUUCUAUAUCAGAUAUCCUACAGCUGGUGUUCCAUGUCUAAAUCUCCUAACAAGGCACACAGACAACUUCAGCAGAGUUUAAAUUUUAAAUAAAAGAACAAAGUGGACAGCACUCUCCUUUAUGCCAUGUAUCAAGCACCACCCAACCAAAAUCACUCAGGACAAUGGCAGCCUCUGUGGGCCGGGUGUGAGCUUUUCUCUUGGGAAGCAGUGUCCUCAUCCACUGCUGGGACCUAUUCAGAUGGGUUCUCAGCUCCCACUGUACACAGAAGUCUUUUUGUUUUUUCUUUCUUUCAACCCUGAUUUUGUCUUCUUUCCCCAGCCUUUUGUUACUUGGUUCUCUACCGUACAGAAAUAGCUACAAUUCUGACCGAGAGCCAUCAGGAUUUUCUAGGAGGACAAAGGUAACGGUGACGUUAUGACCUCGACGGGUCUCCAGCUCCUUGCUUUUGCCCUGGCCUUAUCUGGGGUCUCUGGAGUGCUCACGGCCACCCUGCUGCCCAACUGGAAGGUGAAUGUGGAUGCGGGCUCCAACAUCAUCACAGCCAUCGUGCAGCUGCAAGGGCUGUGGAUGGACUGCACGUGGCACAGCACCGGGAUGUUCAGCUGCACCUUGAAGUACUCCGUCCUGGCCCUCCCCACCCACGUGCAGGCCGCUCGGGCUGCCAUGGUCCUGGCCUGUGUCCUGUCUGCUGUGGGGAUCUGCACUUCCACAAUCGGGAUGAAAUGCACUCGCUUAGGAGGGGACAGGGAAACCAAGAGUUACGCCUGUUUUGCUGGGGGAGUCUGUUUCAUGUCUGCGGGGAUCUCUGGUUUAAUACCGACGGUGUGGUACACGAAGGAGAUCAUAGCAAACUUUGUGGAUGUGACAGUUCCAGAAAGCAACAAACAUGAACCCGGAGGAGCUGUCUACAUUGGAUUCAUUUCGGCCAUGCUGCUGCUUAUCUCUGGCAUGAUUUUCUGCAUAUCCUCUACAAAAAAGAAUUCGGAAGCUUGGCUCCACCCAUCCAAGGAGCAGCACGUCUCUACCACUCAGCCAGAGGACCAUUCAGCAUACUGCCUGAAGGAUUAUGUGUGAAUAACUGUGUGAUGCACAUGACUUAGGUGCCUGCUGUGAUUUCUGUAUUUUAGAUUAAAUACAAGAAUUGUGCUUACCUUUCUCUACAAAGAAUGUAAAAUACUUAAAAAAUGAAGUUGUUCAAAAUGCCAACAAACUUCAUGUACAAUUGUAUCUGUUAUAGAUGAUUUUUCCAUUAUUGUUGUCAUGUUUUAUCUGAAGGUUUAUAAUGGAAAGAGGUUCUGAUUAUAUCAAUAAGGCAAUGAACUGAUGGCUUUUUUUUUUCCUUUUUAAGAUAAAUUGUUGAUACAUCUUCCUAACUGGUACUUCAUUGGAUUUUAUAAAAGAACCCCAUUGCCAAGUAUAAAGAGCACCUUGUCCUGGUGUUAACUCAGGACACCCUCUGCUUUUGCUCCCUCUCCUCGGCAACCCCCCCGUCACCUGCUUCUGUUCUCAAGCCCCUCUACAGGCCUGCACCCCACGAUGCACAGAGGGGCUGCCCGCCUCCUUCACAGGAUGCCCAAGCCAGCCACCCCAAGUCCCCACCUACUGUCACCUCCCCGGCUCUGUUGACAUUUUAGGAAAAAUAUCUCCAUAUAAUAUGGCAUUCAAAGAUUAGGCAGAAAUAAAGAAAAGAAAUUGGUAAAUGCAAAGCAAAACCAAACCAAACCCAAACUGAAAUCUCUAGGACUUGUAAAGCAUCAAGUACAAGCUAAGCGAAAACAAGAAGUUUGUUUUAAAAUGGCUUAAGAACUGCCCUGUUCUGGCUGCUAAAAAGAGGAUUCUCCAGAUUAAGUUCAUUUACCUCUAUGAUUUUUGAUUUACCCCUAUCAUUUAAUAUUGCACUGAUUAGUAUCUGGAUGAUAAAGGUUACUUUCAAGUUGUCAUUUUUUUUUCUUUUAGGUUUGAAUCAUGUUAACAAAAAUGUUUUUAUAAAUGAGCUGCUUCAAUUGGUUAAUGGAGGUGAAAAGAAUUCUUAAAGAAUAAAGGACGCUUUAAAAGAUGUUAAAUUAUGAUAUGUAAUUCAAACACUUUAUAAGAAAAUAAAAAUUGAAUUUUCUAAUGUGCAAAGGUAACGUUGUACACUGUUGUUUCUAACAAUUUGUUUAUUUACACUUAGGUAUUGUCCAUAAUACAGUGGUAAAGGGGAAAAAGGCUACUUCAUUGUACAUUAAUAACUCAUGAAGUGGGAAGUUAUCUUUUAUGUGAGUAAAUAAUUUUGAAUUGUGCAUACAGACAUACAGACUAAAAUAUAUAUAUAUAUUUUUUUGUGGUAUGCGGGCCUCCCUCUGUUGUGGCCCCUCCCGUUGGGGAGCACAGGCUCCGGACGCGCAGGCUCAGCGGCCAUGGCUCACGGGCCCAGCCGCUCCGCGGCUUGUGGGAUCCUCCCAGACCGGGGCGCGAACCCGGUUCCCCUGCAUCGGAAGGCGGACACGCAACCACUGUGCCACCAGGGAAGCCCCCAGACUAAAAUAUUUUAUACCUAUUUUAUUUGGUAGAUCAUUCUCUUCUGUACCAUCAUCAUUACAUAUUAACAGAAUAGCUAAAAUAAAGGUACGAUUUCACAUGGGAAUUAGGAAGGCCCUGAAGUCCAGUAUACACUCCUGGACUUCCCUGGUGGCGCAGUGGUUAAGAAUCCACCUGCCAAUGCAGGGGACACGGGUCUGAGCCCUGGUCCGGGAGGAUCCCACAUGCCGCAGACCAACUAAGCCCGUGCGCCACAACUACUGAGCCCGUGCGCCACAACUACUGAGCCCGUGCGCCACAACUACUGAGCCCGUGUGCUACAACUACUGAAGCCCUAGAGACCGUGCUCUGCAACGAGAAGCCACUGCAAAGAGAAGCCCGCGCACUGCAAUGAA
Messenger RNA from Physeter macrocephalus (sperm whale), 8660 nucleotides. RefSeq names its product claudin 20 (gene CLDN20). Gene Ontology annotation, cellular component: plasma membrane; bicellular tight junction. NCBI's taxonomy places the organism in Eukaryota, Metazoa, Chordata, Mammalia, Artiodactyla, Physeteridae. The record is from RefSeq and is a predicted model, not a curated record. Gene Ontology annotation, molecular function: structural molecule activity. Bases 6160 to 6819 code for a protein of 219 amino acids. Gene Ontology annotation, biological process: bicellular tight junction assembly; cell adhesion. The transcript is spliced from 2 exons.